GACUCACAAAUCAGCUGCAGCAAAAUUAAACUCUACAGAAAUUUCAUCUUCACACUCCACUAAAAUUUCCCAAGAAAACAACAACAACAUGAUUGCAAAAGAGGGAAAAUCAAUAGAUAGUUCUAAAAAACAAAAUUUAGAUCAGAUUGACAAGAAUAACAUUAAAAUCAAAUUAGAAUCAUAUUCUAUUGAAGCAACUUCAAUAGUUCAA
Molecule: messenger RNA, 211 nt
Organism: Dentiscutata erythropus
Lineage: Eukaryota; Fungi; Glomeromycota; Glomeromycetes; Diversisporales; Gigasporaceae
Source: the annotation of a GenBank genome assembly